Messenger RNA from Salvia miltiorrhiza (redroot sage), 1085 nucleotides. Its product is annotated as protein BRI1-5 ENHANCED 1-like. NCBI's taxonomy places the organism in Eukaryota, Viridiplantae, Streptophyta, Magnoliopsida, Lamiales, Lamiaceae. The transcript has 4 exons. Gene Ontology annotation, molecular function: oxidoreductase activity, acting on the CH-OH group of donors, NAD or NADP as acceptor. The record is from RefSeq and is a predicted model, not a curated record. Bases 10 to 1002 code for a protein of 330 amino acids.
UGUGGUGAGAUGGAAAACAAAAAUAUAGAGAAAGGGAAAGUGUGUGUAAGUGGUGGAAAUGGGUAUGUUGGAUCUUGGUUGGUUAUGAGACUUCUUCAGCAUGGUUAUUCUGUCAACACAACUGUUAGAUCUAAAUCUAAUACAGAAGUAGGGUUUCUCACAGAUCUACCAGGCGCACAAGAAAGUCUUAAAAUUUUCGAAGCCGAUCUCAAUCAACCACACAGUUUCCGAGCAGCCAUCGAAGGCUGCGUCGGAGUAUUUCUCGUCGCUCAUCAAAUGCACAACGAUACAACCAACCGCGACGAUGAAACCUCCACUACUUCCACACUAGCCAUUCUGCAGGCUUGCCUCGACGCCAAAACAGUCAAACGAGUCGUCUACACCUCAUCCGCCGCCGCCGCCAUCUUCGCCGGCAACGCCACCGCCGUCGUCGACGAGGACUCCUGGUCCGAUCUCGACCUCGCGCGCAGAUCAUCGCCACCCGCCGUGGCCUCCUACGCGGCCGCCAAGACUCUGACGGAGAAAGCCGCCUUGGAAUUCGCGGAGAGGCACGGGCUGCCGCUCGUCACCCUGCUCCCGACCUUCAUACACGGCCCCUUCGUCGGCCGCCGCUGCCCCGCCUCCGUCUACGCGCUCAUGUCCAUGUUCUUCGGUGAUGACGUGGAUCCGUACAAGUAUGUAGCAGGUUGGAGUGAUGUGGUGCACGUGGAUGACGUGGCGAGUGCGCACGUUUUCCUCAUGGAGUGUGCUGAUGCGAAAGGGAGAUACAUUUGUUCAGCUGUAGAAACUACCGUUGGGGAAUUGUAUCAACUGCUUUGUAACAGAUACCCACACUAUCAAAUACCGCCUCCAGCGAACUGUUCUUUGGGAGAGAUUGGAGGGGGGAGAAGAUAUCAGAUUUCGUCCAAGAAGCUUCUGGAAACAGGGUUCAAGUAUAAUUAUGGGCUCGAAGAAAUGUAUGAUGGAGCUAUUGAGUGUUGCAAAAAGCUUGGACUUUUGUAGUUUUGGUACAAGAGAAGUGCCAAGGAAGAAUGUGGAACAUUAUAUAUAUAUAUAUAUAUAUAUAUAUAUAUAUAUAUAUAUGA